AUGAAAGCCGACCCAGAUGCUUGCAGCAAAGUGGAUUUCGUAGGAAUGACUCCAUUCCAUGUCCUUGGGUUAUCUCAAAUGCCGUGCUUGCGCCUGUUUCAAGAGCCUCUUUCGAUAGUAUCCUCUGUGGAUAUCAUUAUGCGAUCUCAAGACAUCUUUGGAUGUACACCGUUAGACUACCUGUUCAAAAAUCGCUCAUCACACGCAGUGAAUGUGACAAAAUCGUUGCUUCCUGUAGUCCUGAAGCCCCGUGUGUCAAUCUUGGGACUGCCCCAGUGGAGGGAAGAGCUUCGAUCUAGUUUGGGCAUGGUCGACGCUUCAGAUGCCGUAUCCAUUGCUUCAGAAGUCGCUUCUGUUUGCCGGAAAUUGGCAGUGCACAAAUGGAUGGAGGCGCAGUCGCUGCUGGAAAUUGCUCUAUGGGGAUCGAAAGUGACGGAACAAUUCAUGGGAUUACAUAAGGCAGGAGAUUGCGCAGCAAUUGUAUUGGAAAGUGACCAGACAUUGGUCACGGCUCGAGAAAAUACUUGCAUCAAUUGUGGAAUCAACUUAGUGCUGAGCACCAGAGGUACUACAUGA
Cylindrotheca closterium is the source of this 576-nucleotide messenger RNA. Lineage: Eukaryota; Bacillariophyta; Bacillariophyceae; Bacillariales; Bacillariaceae. The record is from the annotation of a GenBank genome assembly.